AUCAUCAUCAAUCUGUUUACCAUCAAUUCAUCAAAUCGAAUCAAGUCAACAAGAACAACCAAUCCACUUUCUCACUUCUCAAAAUACUAAACUACACUUCACUUCUCAUUCAUCAUCCAUCGCCAUCAUCAUCAUGUCUAAUUCAACUGCCAAGGUGAUGACCACUAUCAGAUCAAAUGUUAAACGAAUCAUUCCUCAAUCUUCAUCUGAUGAGGAUGAUACUCCUAUUCAUCUGGCUAAGCGAAACAAACCUACAACUAACAAUUCAGAUUUCCAUUCUGAUCAACAUAAUCAACCCAUCUCAACUAAAAUCAAUUUAUCAAAACCACCAAAUUCAAUCAUAUCUCAAUUACCUUCAAAACUACCAUCACAUCAACAAACUGAAGAAAGUGAUAGCGAAGAAGAUUUACCGAUUGCAAACACUCAACCAAAAAAACGUACAAGUAAAACUUCAAAUGAGUCUAUCGAUGGUAGUAGUACUCUUACCACUAAUACAGAUUCAACUAAAACCAAUUUAAAAACUCAAGAUGAAUCGGAUUUAUCUGAAGAUGAACCAAUCAUGAAACAAAAAUUACCAUCCUUUAAGAAAAUCAAUCAAACUACUCAACCUUCUAGACGAUCUAUUUCAAAUUCAAAGAAAAUCAAACGUGAACCUUCUUCUGGGGCUUCUUCUGACGAUGAUGCACCAAUUGUCAGUAAAGCAAUGCCUACUAAGAAACCUAGAUUGAGUAAAUCUAUCCAACCAAAGAUCGAAGAACCUGAUAUAAAACCAGUGAUAGCUACUAAACCGAGAUCAGCCGCCAAGUCGAAAAAGAGCAAAGAUAUAAAACCUAAGGUUGAAGAUUUAGAUUCAGUGGCACCUAUCCCAUUGGCCGACAAAAAACCUAUCAAAGCUAAAGCAAAGGCUAAACCCAAUACAACAGCCAGUGCCUCUACUAACGCAGAUUCUAAGCCUAACAAGAAGGGGGCAAAAGUCAAAAAGGAAGAAGAACAGAAAGGUACUGACGAAGAGGCUGAAGACGCAGAGUAUAAAUGGUGGGAACAAACCAAAGAUGAUGACACCAAGAAAUGGGAUACAUUACAACAUAACGGAGUUCUUUUCCCUCCUGAAUAUGUACCAUUACCGAAACAUGUGAAGAUGAAAUAUGAAGGCAAGAGCGUAGAUUUACCGCCCGAAUCGGAAGAAGUCGCUGGAUUUUUUGGUGCAAUGCUUAAUUCAGAUCACUGUCAGAAGCCUACGUUUUGUCAAAACUUUUUCAAUGAUUUCCUCGAGGUUCUCGCACUUCAUCCUCCUAGAGAUCGAACAAAAAUCACUUCGUUUGAAAAAUGUGAUUUUACACCAAUCUUUGAAUAUUACGAUGCCGAAAGGGAACGUAAAAAGAGUUUAUCAAAAGAAGAGAAGACGAAAUUAAAGAAAGAAAAAGAUGAACUUGAGAAACAGUUUCAAUUUUGUUUAUUAGAUGGUCGUCAAGAGAAAGUAGGGAAUUUCAGAGUUGAACCUCCUUCUUUGUUCAGAGGUAGAGGUGAACAUCCUAAAACAGGUCGAUUGAAGAAACGGAUCUAUGCUGAAGACAUCACAAUCAAUUGCAGUAAAGAUGCACCCAUACCUAUUCCACCAGCUGGUCAUCAGUGGGGAUCGGUAGUACAUCUUGAUAAAGCGAGUUGGCUAGCGAUGUGGAAAGAAAACAUCAAUGGCGCAUUCAAAUACGUCUUCCUAGCACCUGGCUCUUCACUCAAAGGUCAAUCUGAUAUGAAGAAAUUUGAGAAAGCUCGACAACUGAAACUCCAUAUCGAACGGAUCCGAGCCGAUUACCGACAAGAAUUAGAAGAUAAAGUUAUGGCUACAAGACAAAGAGCAACAGCAAUGUAUCUAAUUGAUGUUUUAGCACUUAGAGCUGGUAAUGAGAAAGGAGAUGAUGAAGCGGAUACAGUUGGUUGUUGUAGUUUGAGAUAUGAACAUCUCACACUUGAACCUCCUUCGACUGUUACCUUUGAUUUCUUGGGUAAAGAUUCAAUUCGAUUUUUUAAUACGGUUCAGGUUGAUGAAGCCGUCUUCAAGAAUUUGAGGAUUUUCAAAAAGGAACCUAAAGCGAUUGGGGAUAUGAUCUUUGAUCGACUCACUACUUCCUCACUCAAUAAGCAUCUUUCAGAUUACAUGCCAGGUCUAACUGCGAAAGUGUUCCGUACAUAUAAUGCUUCAUUCACAUUCGAACGUGAAUUGGAAAAGAACAUGAACGAACUAAAAGUACCAACUUUAGCCGAAAAGAUUUAUGCUUAUAAUAAAGCCAAUCGACAAGUAGCCGUCUUAUGUAACCAUCAAAAGAGUGUUAGUAAAGGACAUGAAACAUCAAUGGAAAAAGCGUAUGAAAAGAUCAAAGCAAUGAAAUAUCAAAGAAGAAGACUAAGGUAUCAAUUGAUAUCUAAUGAAGGAUUUGAGAAGAAGAAACACAAGAGAUUUUUAGAGGAUGAGAGUGACAUCGAUGAAGAUUGGAUGGAAGCACAUGAAAAGGAUUUAGGAUUAAAAGAAAUUGAGAAAGUAACUAAGAAAUUUGAAAAAGAUAAUUUAGCAUUAGAAAAAGCCGAAGAAUCUCCUAUGGAUGAAAGUGAAUUAAGAUUAAGAUUAAAAGAAGCAGAAGCACAUGAAGCUAUGAUUCGAAAAGAAAGAAUUAGUAAAAAGAUUGAAUCAGUCAAAAGUAAACCGAUUGAUCAAAUCAUUUUAGCUAUUGAAAAGAUUGAUACUAGAAUUGAAGCUGCUAAAACGGCUUGUAAAGAUAAAGAUGAAGGAAAAGAAACUAGUUUGGGUACUUCUAAGAUGAAUUAUAUCGAUCCUAGAUUGACUUAUGCUUGGUGUCAGAGGAAUGAUGUACCUGUUGAAAGGAUGUUUGCUAAAACUUUACGUGAAAAGUUUACUUGGGCAGCUUCUACUCCAGGAGAUUGGAAGUUUUAG
Molecule: messenger RNA, 2947 nt
Organism: Melampsora larici-populina 98AG31
Lineage: Eukaryota; Fungi; Basidiomycota; Pucciniomycetes; Pucciniales; Melampsoraceae
Exons: 13
Coding region: 134-2947 (937 amino acids)
Biological process (GO): DNA topological change; DNA replication; chromosome segregation
Cellular component (GO): chromosome; nucleolus
Molecular function (GO): DNA binding; DNA topoisomerase type I (single strand cut, ATP-independent) activity
Source: RefSeq, a predicted model, not a curated record